ACAGCACUGAGCAUGUCUGCAGCAGGCUGUGUUGUCAGGCAAAUUAAGCUAGUCGGAGCUUCGGAGAGCUGCCACACACAAACCGCCGCGAGAGAGGAUCAAGCCGGCAGGCCACAGGGUCCAUUGUCACGCAGAGGGCAGUUGCCGUGGAAACCGAGGAAGGCAGAAUGGAAGGCAGCCGCGCCGUCCUGCCUUUAGAGCACGUCUGAUGCACGCAGGCGAUGAUCGAUUGAAUGCCAGGCUCUCCGUUUGCUUGAUUCUCAAUGCUGAGGCUCUCCUGUCAAUCUCUGUGUCUGCAGGACGUCAAGGGUCAGUACUGGACAGACGAUGAUUCAGAUGGAGACAAUGACUCGGAGGAGUUCCUUUAUGGGAUACAGGGAAGCUGUGCGGCUGACCUGUACCGCCAUCCACAGCUGGACGUGGACAUUGAAGCAGUGAAGGAGAUCUACAGCGACACAGCUGUGUCUGUCAGGGAGUAUGGGACCAUUGAUGAUGUGGACAUCGAUUUGCAAAUUAACAUCAGCUUCCUGGAUGAGGAGGUGGCGACGGCGUGGAAGGUGAUUCGAACUGAGCCCAUCAUCCUGCGCCUCCGCUUCUCCCUGUCUCAGUACCUCGAUGGGCCAGAGCCGUCUGUGGAGGUCUUCCAGCCGUCCAACAAGGAGGGGUUCAGCCUGGGCCUGCAGCUGAAGAAGAUCCUCAGCACGUUCACGUCCCAGCAGUGGAAGCACCUGAGCAACGACUUCUUGAAGACGCAGCAGGAGAAGCGGCACAGCUGGUUCAAGGCUGGUGGGACCAUCAAGAAGUUUCGAGCUGGUCUGAGCAUCUUUUCACCCAUCCCCAAGUCUCCCAGCUUCCCCCUCAUGCAGGACUCGGCUCUGAAAGGCAAGCUGGGUGUGCCAGAGCUUCGGGUGACACGCCUCAUGAACCGCUCCAUUUCGUGCACCAUGAAGAACCCCAAAGGAGAGCUCUUUGGCUACCCCACCGCCAGCCAGAGCGCGGCUGUUCCCGCUGCCAGGCCGCCCCCGCAGAUUACCAUGAAGCAGCUGAUUGAAUUGUUUUUCUCAUCCCAGGCGGGAGGCCACUGCAAGAACAUCCCAACACUGGAGUACGGCUUCCUCGUCCAGAUCAUGAAAUACGCCGAGCAGCGGAUCCCAACUCUGAACGAGUACUGCGUUGUGUGUGACGAGCAGCACGUCUUUCAGAACGGCUCGAUGCUCAAGCCCGCCGUUUGCACGAGGGAGCUUUGCGUCUUCUCCUUCUACACCCUGGGCGUCAUGUCUGGAGCAGCCGAGGAGGUGGCCACUGGGGCAGAGGUGGUGGACCUGCUGGUGGCCAUGUGCAGAGCUGCCCUGGAGUCGCCCCGGAAGAGCAUCAUCUUUGAGCCAUACCCCUCGGUCGUGGACCCCAACGACCCCAAGACCCUGGCCUUUAAUCCAAAGAAGAAGAACUACGAGAGGCUUCAAAAGGCUCUGGACAGUGUGAUGUCCAUUCGGGAGAUGACACAGGGUUCCUACCUGGAAAUUAAGAAACAGAUGGACAAACUGGACCCUUUGGCCCACCCUCUGCUCCAGUGGAUCAUCUCAAGUAACCGGUCGCACAUCGUCAAGCUGCCGCUGAGCCGGCAACUCAAGUUCAUGCACACAUCCCACCAGUUCCUGCUGCUCAGCAGUCCCCCUGCCAAGGAGGCCCGCUUCCGGACCGCCAAGAAGCUGUAUGGCAGUACCUUUGCCUUCCAUGGUUCCCAUAUAGAGAACUGGCACUCCAUUCUGAGAAAUGGACUAGUCAAUGCUUCUUAUACCAAACUGCAGCUGCACGGGGCAGCAUACGGGAAGGGCAUCUAUCUGAGCCCCAUCUCCAGCAUAUCCUUCGGAUACUCAGGCAUGGGCAAAGGACAACACCGAAUGCCUUCAAAGGACGAGCUGGUGCAGCGCUACAACAGGAUGAACACCAUCCCACAGAGCCGACCUAUCCAGUCGAGGUUCCUUCAGAGCCGCAAUUUAAACUGCAUUGCGCUUUGUGAGGUGAUAACAUCGAAAGACCUUCAGAAGCACGGCAACAUCUGGGUGUGCCCGGUGUCGGACCACGUCUGCACCCGCUUCUUCUUCGUGUACGAGGAUGGCCAGGUGGGAGACGCCAACAUCAACACUCAGGAGCCCAAAAUCCAGAAGGAGAUCAUGCGUGUGAUCGGAACUCAGGUCUACUCGGGCUGAAGGCAACGGAGCGGUGGCGGUGGCCAUCGCAGGCUGACACCCCCCUCUCUCUGUCCCUGCCUUCCCCAAGAGUGACAGGAGCCAGGUUACCCAGGACGGAGUCCUGAGAGGCGCCGCCUGCGGGGGGCGCUGGACCACAUGCCUUUGCCUACUGUGACUAGCCUCGAGAAGACCACCGAGCCUCCGCGGUGGCCUGGUCUUGCCUCCGAGGGCCAAGGACGAGUGACGCGUCGGGACGCAGGGAGACCUCAGCAAUAAGGAGCAGAGCGCAGGCCUGUGCCGCUGGGGUUCGAGGGCGCCCCCUGCUGUCUGUGUUUCUGGAUGUGCUGUGUGUCAUCACUCCUGUGAAUAAAAAAACAAACUUCUG
Polypterus senegalus (gray bichir) is the source of this 2577-nucleotide messenger RNA. RefSeq names its product protein mono-ADP-ribosyltransferase PARP6. Bases 264 to 2210 code for a protein of 648 amino acids. Gene Ontology annotation, cellular component: nuclear envelope; endoplasmic reticulum tubular network; membrane. The transcript has 23 exons. The record is from RefSeq and is a predicted model, not a curated record. NCBI's taxonomy places the organism in Eukaryota, Metazoa, Chordata, Cladistia, Polypteriformes, Polypteridae. Gene Ontology annotation, molecular function: kinase binding; NAD+ poly-ADP-ribosyltransferase activity; protein serine/threonine kinase activator activity. Gene Ontology annotation, biological process: endoplasmic reticulum unfolded protein response.